AUGGCCUACAGAGUUGAGCUCUCAAAGACUGGCCGUGCUGGCUGCACAGCCGUCCACUGCAAGAAGGAGGGCAUUAAGAUCCAGAAAGGCGAGCUCAGAAAUGGUGUUUUGGUUGACAUGGGCGACUACCAAUCGAUGAAGUAUCGUCACUGGGGCUGCGUCACACCAUCCGUCAUCUUCAACUGGAAGGAGACAUCGGGCGGAGACAUGGACUUGGUCGAUGGCUAUGACGAGCUUCCUGACGAGUGCAAGGUGAAGGUCGCACGCGCCUUUGAACAGGGUCAUGUUGACGACGAGGAUUGGAAUGGCGACCUGGAGUGCAACAGAUAUGACCCAGAGAAUAAGAAGCAGGGCAUGUUUGUCAAGCCAAUGACAGCCACUGAGAAGAAGAAUAUUGAGAGGGCGGAGGCAAAGGCCGCGAAAGAAGCGGCCAAAGCGGACGGUUCGUCAAAGCCGGCCAAGAAGCGCAGCCGCAAGCAAGCCGAAGACGAGGGUGAUGAGGAGGAGGCCCCACCUGCCGCAAAGAAGGCUCGCGGCAAGAAAGCCAAAGAUGAGGAUGCCGAAGCUGAUGAAGACGUGCCGACGGCAAAGAACAAAUCAAAAGCGAAGAAAGCUCGCUCGGAGGCCGAGCCUGAGCCUGAGCCUGCAAAGAAAUCUCGUGCUCGCAAAGCCAAAGCCGAACCUAUCAGUGAUGAAGUCGAAGCGGAGGAAGUGGACGAUGAGCCACAGCCUGCAGCCACGAAGAAGUCAAAGGCUACCAAGAAGGCACCCGCUACGCGUGAGGAGCCUCUCGACGAGCCAGAUGAUGAGCAGGAGGAGGCUAUCGAGAAGCCAAAAGCCAAGGCCAAGGGCAGGAAGAAGAAGGCCGCUUCUGAGUAA
Molecule: messenger RNA, 879 nt
Organism: Ramularia collo-cygni
Lineage: Eukaryota; Fungi; Ascomycota; Dothideomycetes; Mycosphaerellales; Mycosphaerellaceae
Exons: 6
Coding region: 1-879 (292 amino acids)
Molecular function (GO): zinc ion binding; DNA binding
Source: RefSeq, a predicted model, not a curated record